Alnus glutinosa is the source of this 1334-nucleotide messenger RNA. Its product is annotated as E3 ubiquitin-protein ligase CHIP. The record is from RefSeq and is a predicted model, not a curated record. NCBI's taxonomy places the organism in Eukaryota, Viridiplantae, Streptophyta, Magnoliopsida, Fagales, Betulaceae. Gene Ontology annotation, biological process: positive regulation of proteolysis; proteasome-mediated ubiquitin-dependent protein catabolic process; protein polyubiquitination. The transcript has 8 exons. Gene Ontology annotation, molecular function: ubiquitin protein ligase activity; protein-folding chaperone binding. Gene Ontology annotation, cellular component: cytoplasm. The coding region runs from base 105 to 932 and encodes 275 amino acids.
AGUCUCUCUCUCUCUCCCUCUCUCUCUCUUCCUGCCCAUAUAUUUAUCUUUACACAUAUAUAUACAGUCCUAUACAGUGAAGGCAAAGUUCUAGGGAGAAGAAAAUGAGUACGGCGAACAAACAAGCGGAGCAACUUAGGCAAGACGGCAACUUUUACUUCAAAAAAGACCGUUUCGGAGCCGCCAUUGAUGCUUAUACGGAGGCAAUUACGCUAUGCCCUAAUGUUCCUGUGUAUUGGACGAAUCGUGCUUUGUGUCAUCGCAAGCGGAAUGACUGGCCAAAAGUCGAGGAGGACUGUCGGAGAGCUAUUGAGCUUAACAACAAUUCUGUCAAGGCUCAUUAUAUGUUGGGACUUGCAUUACUGCAGAGGCUGGAAUAUGUUGAAGGAGUCAAACAACUGCAGAGGGCUUUAGAUCUUGGAAGAGGUGCCAAUCCUAAGAGCUACAUGGUGGAGGAGAUCUGGCAGGAACUCGCAAAAGCAAAAUACUUGGAGUGGGAGAAUGCAUACGUCACACGUACAUAUGAAUUGCAAAGCUUGAAAGAAGCUUGUGAGACCGCUCUUAAAGAAAAACUUGUACGCGACAGUUCUGAAGUGGAAGGUUUCGUGGACAUUCCUGCUACUUCCCACUUGGAACAAUUAAAGGCUCUAAGAAGAAUGUUUAGAGAGGCUGCAGAAGCUGAAAUGCCAACGGAGGUGCCAGACUAUCUCUGUUGUAAAAUCACGCUUGAUAUUUUCCGUGAUCCUGUCAUCACUCCAAGUGGGGUUACAUACGAGAGAUCAGUGAUUCUUGACCAUCUUCAGAAGGUGGGUCAUUUUGAUCCAAUCACUCGUGAACCGCUUGAUCAAUCGCAGCUGAUCCCAAACUUGGCGAUAAAGGAAGCAGUAGAAGCAUUUCUAGAUAAACAUGGUUGGGCCUACGGAGCAGAUUGAAAGUUGAACUUGUUCAAACUUCAUUUUUCUUGAACUUAAUCCAAACUUGGUGUGCAUUGUCUUAACUGUAUGAUGGCAAUCCAUGCUUCAGUCAUAUCUUAGGUCCCUCCCAUCUUUUGAAUUGUACAGCUUGUACAGAUUGUGUAAUGAGCGCCCAUAAAGGGUUGGUGAUUUUCGGAUAAAUAUAAAAAGAAAGAGAACACUAGUGCUGCAGAUUUGAUUGCUUUCGUGGUUAGUAGGUUCAGUCCUUUUCUAGACUUGGAAUUCCAACGGUUUGAUCACUUUUCUUUGUUCUAUGUCCAGCUUAUGCAGGAUCACUGAGAGGCCUUUCUAUGAAGGAUGUUUGAGCAUUAUGUUGAACGAUUGUUAUGACCACCAUUUUGAGAUCUUCCUUCUGUGUUA